Molecule: messenger RNA, 5566 nt
Organism: Labeo rohita (rohu)
Lineage: Eukaryota; Metazoa; Chordata; Actinopteri; Cypriniformes; Cyprinidae
Gene: ksr2
Product: kinase suppressor of ras 2
Exons: 21
Coding region: 520-3417 (965 amino acids)
Biological process (GO): protein phosphorylation
Molecular function (GO): ATP binding; protein kinase activity
Source: RefSeq, a predicted model, not a curated record
UUGUGUCGGCGAUGCGCUGCUGAUGCUGUUGCUGUGAAUUUGAUUGACGCGAACAUGUCGGUGUGAUGGGGGAGCGCCGGGAUGCAGCUGAUGAUGCUCCAGAAGGGGAAUACGUGCAGUCAAAUCAGACGUUAUCGUUAAGAAAAAACACCUAGCGUUCUCCUUUAUCAUCUGUGACAAAGAUGUCUCAAUUUGUGUUGCAUUUCACACGCGCGCAGUGGAUCUAGCUGAUGGCACCGCAGCGAGGAUCUGAUUUGUAUUUUUUCCUGCCUUCCGUCAAUAUCUGUGUAUUAUGGUAGAGUCAAGCCGGAGCAUCAAACAUAAACUGUGCAACCCUGAUGACAGCACCGUCAGGAUAUCAGGAUAUCAACAAUGGAAUCGCCUUACACGUAGAGUCUAGUUUUUCAUGAUCACACACCGUUAUUAGUGCUUUCACGAACGCACCAUCAAAGUGUUUUCUAAUCUGAUUGAGCGACAAAAGUAGCCUGCACUUCAGAGACGGACCACUGCUCACAAAUUAUGGACGAGGAGAAUAUGACCAAAAGCGACGAGCAUCAUCUGAGUUUGCAAAAAGCCUUGCAGCAGUGCGAACUGGUGCAAAACAUGAUAGACAUUAGUAUCUCCAGCUUGGAAGGUCUGAGGACCAAAUGUGCCACAUCCAACGACUUGACACAAAAAGAAAUCCGAACGCUGGAGGGUAAACUGGUGAAGUAUUUUAGUCGGCAGCUCUCUUACAAGCGUAAAGUGUCCUUACAGGAGCGGAAUGUGGAGUUGGAUGGAUUCCCGCGGCUGGGACACUGGUUCCGCAUUGUUAACAUGAGGAAGGAGGUUAUUGAGGAGAUCUCUCCAGGUGAGCUGACUCUGGAGUCUCUGUUGGAGAUGUCGGAUGAGCAGGUGUCUGAGGCGCUGCAGAAGUUUGGAGCGAGUGAUGAAGAAUGUGCUCGGCUCAAUGCCUCGCUCACAUGUCUACGAUCAGCCCACAAAUCAGAACAACUUGAGGAUGACAAAUUACACAGUAAUGGAGGAUCCAAGCAGGACUGGUCCAUUCAGUGGCCCACGUCCGAGUCGGGGAAAGAGAACACCCCAGUGGGGCCGUCAGACCCCAGUCAGUGGGUCCGUCUCCAGCUCUCUCAGAGCCCCAAAUUGCACUCGCGCUACAGCCAGCACUUGUGCCAGAGUCCCCAGGCCCUGGCGCCCCCCUUCUACUCCCCUCACCCACAUUCGGACCGGCUGACCGUGGACUCUCACUCCGGCCUCUUCCCCUCGCCUCUGGAUAUGGGACAUCACUCUCUCCCUCCUUCCCCUAGACAGAGGCAUUUUGCCCACACCCCUCCGCGGACUCCCUUAGUAGUGAACACCAUGACCCCUCCAGGGACGCCGCAGGUCAGACGCAGGAAUAAACUGAAGGCCCCUGGAACCCCGCCGCCCGCCAGCCGGAAGCUCAUCCACCUUCUGCCGGGGUUCACGGCUCUGCACCGCAGCAAAUCCCACGAGUUCCAGCUGGGGAACAGAAUAGAUGACGCACAGACACCCAAAGCAAAAAAGAAGAACAAGCCGCUGAACCUGAAGAUCCACAGCAGUGUGGCUGGGAGCUGUGAAAACCUGCCAACCCAGCGCUCUCCUCUCCACUCCGAUCACUCACUCCGCUCCUUCUUUUUCCCCAAUUUUGUCCCUUCGACACCACCGGUGCACUCCGACACCCCCUCAGCAAAUACUCUGUCUGUUCCUCGUUGGUCUCCUCAGAUACCUCGCAGAGACCUCGGCAACUCCAUAAAACACAGGUUUUCCACAAAGUAUUGGAUGUCGCAGACGUGUAUCGUGUGCGGGAAAGGAAUGCUGUUCGGCUUAAAAUGCAAAAACUGCAAAUUGAAGUGCCACAACAAAUGCACCAAAGAAGCACCGCCCUGUCAUUUACUCAUAUACCACAGAGGAGGUAGGGACCCAUUCAGAGAUCAAGGAACAUCUCAAGCUCGUCAGCUCGUCAGGACCGAGUCGGUACCAUGUGACAUAAACAACCCCCUCAGGUACUCAGACCUCCACAUUAGCCAGACUCUCCCCAAGACCAACAAAAUCAACAAGGACCACAUCCCUGUGCCGUAUCAGCCCGACUCCAGCAGUAACCCCUCCUCCACCACCUCCUCCACCCCGUCGUCUCCUGCUCCCCCUCUGCCACCCAGCGCGACGCCCCCAUCUCCUCUGCACCCUUCCCCGCAGAGCGCCAGACAGCAGAAACAGUCCAACCUUACAGCAUCUCAUUUCUACAAAUACAAGCAGCAGUUCAUCUUCCCCGAUGUGGCCCCUGAGGUUCCCACCAGGGCCCCUCAAGUCAUUCUACACCCUGUUCUGUCUGAGCCCGGUACCAAAGGGAGUCCCUUGCUACAAAUUGAGGUUGAGCCAACAUCUGAUAAUGAGGAAGGCAACGAUGAGGCCGAGGGCUCAGCGGAUGAGUUCGAAGAGAUGAAUCUCUCCCUCUUGUCCGCACGGAACUUCCCACGUAAGGCCAGCCAGACCAGCAUCUUCCUGCAGGAGUGGGACAUUCCCAUGGAGCAACUGGAGAUUGGAGAGUUGAUUGGGAAAGGCCGCUUUGGACAGGUCUACCACGGACGCUGGCACGGAGAAGUGGCCAUACGGCUAAUUGACAUUGAAAGAGACAAUGAAGAACAGCUGAAAGCAUUUAAAAGAGAGGUGAUGGCGUACAGGAACACACGGCAUGAAAACGUGGUCCUAUUCAUGGGAGCGUGCAUGAGACCCCCUCAUCUGGCCAUCAUCACCAGUUUGUGUAAGGGCAGGACCCUCUACUCAGUGAUUCGAGAUGCAAAAGUCGUUCUCGACGUGAACAAGACUAGACAAAUCGCACAAGAGAUGGUGAAGGGCAUGGGCUACCUACAUGCCAAAGGGAUCCUUCACAAAGAUAUGAAAUCCAAGAAUGUAUUUUAUGACAACGGGAAAGUGGUCAUCACCGACUUUGGCCUGUUCACAAUAUCUGGUGUCCUACAAGCAGGCAGUAGGAGAAAGGAUAAGCUGCGGAUCCCAAGCGGCUGGCUGUGUCAUCUCGCUCCUGAGCUCAUCCGUCAGCUCUCCCCCGAGACCGCAGAAAACCAGCUUCCUUUCUCCAAACAGUCUGACGUCUUUGCCUUUGGCACUAUCUGGUACGAGCUCCAUGCACGCGAGUGGCCCUUUAAGAAUCAGCCAGCUGAAGUCAUUAUCUGGCAGGUGGGAAGUGGAAUGAAGCCCAACCUUACUCAGAUCGGCAUGGGCAAGGAGAUAUCCGACAUCCUGCUGUUCUGUUGGGCGUAUGAACAGGAAGAGCGGCCCAGCUUCUCCAAGCUCGUGGAGCUACUGGAGAAGCUCCCGAAACGCAACCGUCGCCUGUCUCACCCAGUACACUUCUGGAAAUCAGCUGAGUAUGUGAAAUGAGCUAAGCUAAACUCAAAAACGCCUGUUUAUAAAAUAAACAAACGAAAAAAAAAAGAAAAACGCAAAACAAUCGUGAGGUAACGCUAAAAUGGAGUCAGUCGGCGUGACUGAGAGAGUCGCUACUGGAUGGUGCAUGUAAUUCUGCUGUAUUUAGCGACGUUUCCUAAACGCAGUGAUCAUUUAGCAUAUUUAGAGCACACGGUAUUUUCUGGUGUAUCAUUUGCUCAUGAAAGGGAGAUGUUUUCUUCUUCUUUUUUUGUUGUUGUUUUUUUUUUGUUGCUAAAUGUUUGAUCUGUUUUGCAUAUAUCAACUGCUUGUGAUUAUUUCUCAUUAUUAUCUUGAAUGAGUCCACUUUCAGUGAAUGUUGUUUUCUUUCGUUGAACCUCUGCAAUGCAUUUUUAUAAACAACUGAAACUAGUGUUAUUGGAGUUUUUGUCUGUAUUGUUUUUUUCUGUUUGAAUUUAGUCAUUGGAUGAAUGUAUUUAUUUUUUUCGAUUUUUGAAAAAUGUACCCUUUUGGACUUGUUUUACACUUGUUUGUUUUCUCUCAUUCACGCUGUAUCAGUGUCUCCAUGCUGUCGUUUGAAUUUUCCGAUCACAAAGCUUUACCGUAACGCAGGGAGAUUCGUGUAUUCCGAGAAUGUGAAGAAUUUUUCUCCCUUCCUGUCGCAUUGUAGAUAAGGUAGCGCGUACAGCCGUCACUCAUUUACUUGCGCGGUCAGAAAGGUGGCGCCGUAAUCGCGUAUGUAUAUUAUCGACACUUGAAUUGUAUCAUGCCUAACUGUGACAAAAACAGAAUUACCCGAGGGUAAACUGCUAUUCCUGAGCCUACAAAGAAAAAGGGAUAGAUAUGGCGGAGUGUAUCUAUCACACUUACGAACCUUUUCUUAUCAGUGCAUACUUACGAAUGUUUUAGCAUAAUUUAAAGCUUUGCGUUGUUUGUACUAGGCUACACAUUGUUAUAUUGUAGAGAAUAUACAGUACCAUGAGUAAUAGUGCACUAUUUUCACCAUCACCACGGCAUUUGUAUAUUAUUCUAAACCACAUCUCAUUACUAUGACUGUUGCAUGUUGCAAGUUCUGGAGUGUCCAUGUUGUAACACAGAACGGUGAUCAUGUCGAAAUGAGUGUGAAGGUUGGUGUCGCUAGCUAGGUAUGGCUUAAACCGAACCGCUAUCCCGCUUUCUCCACCAUGCACUCUGGGUACAGACAAUCUGCUCACUUGUAAAGCCAUGGUUUUUGGGUCAUAAACAGUGCCAGUGCUCACAAACUUGUUGCUGCUGUUAUUUUCUGAAGUGCUCGAGUAUAUUUUAGGAUCACAAAAAUACAGAUUUGUUGUUAAGUGGGCGUUUAUAUUUGUACGGUCGACCGUUUUUACAUGCAUGAGAACAUUUUUAGGGGAUUUGUCCCCUCGAGUACAGAAGCAGACAUAGUAGUUUUACAAGCUAUGACUAAAUGAUGGAGUAUGUGACAGAGAAAGUAAUACAAAAUGAUAUUUAAAGUCUGUAUCGGGCCUAGCAAGGCACACGUUUUAAAUCUAUAAGUCAAUAACUGUGCUAUAAUGUUUAUAUAUUUUUUUGAAACGGGGCUACGAGGAAGUGCCGGGACAGUGUUUUUACGCUGGGAAUGAUGGGAAAUCGUGAGAAGAUGGGAUCUUGUUAACAACCAUUAUUAGCAGCUUCCAUAUCAGGCCUAUUUAACAGGCUGUACAUUUUGCUUAAUAAUCUGUUGCUGUAAUUAAUAUUCCAAUCACUCAAUCCGACCUCAUCAUCAUCUCUUAUAUUUCUGCUCCAUUAUGAAUGUAUGAGUUGUUCUGUGUGUAUGUGUGUGUGUUGUUGUUAACGUUUUCUUUUCCUUUUUUUUCUUACUAUCCAUCCAUGCAUUAACUCAGUGGUCGUUGAUUAUUUUCAACACUUCUCCAUCGCUCUUGUUUAUGUUUCUUUUCUGAUAUUGUGUGCGCGUCUUCGCAGAUUUCUUUGAUGGCCUCCAUGAUUGAGUUUUUGUAUUAUGUAUUUGUUGUAAGUAUAUAUAAAGCUUGUAUUUACUGAUGCCUUAUGGUCCAUGGCUUAGCGACUGGUACACAUCACAAGCUCUUUCUUUGCACUCAUCCUUUAUGAAAAUAUAUGAAAAUAAAAACGUGUUGAUUUUGGA